UCAAGUAAUAUUUUUAUUCUACUUCUUCUUAAUUUAGAGUUCAUUUUAAGUUGUGACUUAAAUAUAAAAGAGUUUGUAAAGAAAUUUGGCUUUUGGUUGAGUUAUUUUUCUUAAAACACUGUUCUUAACAACCACUUUUAAAGAUAUUAAAUACAUAUCUCUUCUCUUAAACAUGUGUACUGGAAAAUCAUCACACGCAAAAUCCUCACCCAAGUUUGGGAAAACAAGCCCUACUUCUUCUGUGCUGGGUUCCAACGGUAAAGGAACGACCAAAGUGGAACUCAAAGACAGAGCACAUGACAAAACCAAGGCAGCUGCAGCUAAGAAUGUUGCAAAGGCACCAGCAAAAGAGAACAAAAAGCCACUAGAGUUCAAGCUUCAUUCUGGCGAGAGAGCAGUGAAACGUGCCAUGUUCAACUAUUCGGUUGCAACUAAUUAUUACAUCACAAAACUGCAGAAAAAACAAGAAGAGAGGUUGCAGAAGAUGAUAGAAAAGGAAGAGAUUCGUAUGCUGAGGAGGGAAAUGGUUCCAAAAGCUCAAUUGAUGCCUUUCUUCGACCGACCUUUCCUCCCACAGAGAUCGAGCAGACCAUUGACGAUGCCAAAGGAGCCAAGCUUUGGGAACGUAAACAGCACCUGUUGGACUUGCGUCUUCAACAACCAACACUAUCUCUACCAUUUUCACCAUGCUCAUGCUUAAAUCUUGUUCAGAGCCACUAGCUCAAAUAGAGUCUUUUGAUCAUUUUCAUUCGAAAUCUUUCUUUUCCUAUUUUACCUUUUUAUGUAUUGGCAGCUUUGUCUCUCUUAUUUUGUCAGUUUUUUUCGUAGAUAAUAAACGAACGAAUCUCGAUUUCCAGUAACAUCAUAUUCAUGUA
This is a messenger RNA of Thlaspi arvense, 875 nucleotides long. Lineage: Eukaryota; Viridiplantae; Streptophyta; Magnoliopsida; Brassicales; Brassicaceae. The record is from the annotation of a GenBank genome assembly.